Molecule: messenger RNA, 4692 nt
Organism: Clonostachys solani
Lineage: Eukaryota; Fungi; Ascomycota; Sordariomycetes; Hypocreales; Bionectriaceae
Source: the annotation of a GenBank genome assembly
AUGAGUCACCAGCUGUGGAGGUGCUACUGGGAAAACGAUGUCGACGGAUUUCGGCGUCUCCUGGCACCUGCCAGCCAAGCUUCCCAAGCCGGGUAUAGAACACCUGCGAUAGGCCAUGACUCCGGUUCCUCAAGUCGGAGCCCUGGUGGCUUUGGGACCUCCCCCAGAUCUGUCCCCAAGACUAGGAAAACCUCAGGUUACACACCAACGCCUGGCCGAACGAAAGAUGCGACCGCCACCAUUGGGCGCCACGAAUUGAAUAGCCGCGAUCAUGCUGGUCUGACGAUUCUUUUGCGCGCUGCUUUAUCUACCGAUCCAGCAGCCCGCGAAUUUGUCGAAGCCUUGAUCGAGCAUCCCGCCAUCGACUUAUACGCGCAGGACCCCGAAAGCGGUUGGAAUGCCCUCCAUCGAUCGCUCUAUGCUGGAAACGUAUCGAUCGCGCGCAUUCUAUUGAAGAAGGAACGGGAAUAUCUGACCAGCCAUGAUCUCAGCUCAGUCAGCAGGGUCGGGAUGUUGAUCAAAACCAAGGAUCAUGAGGGAAACAGUCCAUUUGACUUGUACAAUUCCACGAUCGCGACAAGAUCUCUCCAUCUUGUGCAUGAGGAAUCUGCAUCUGAGAGCGACUCCGAGAGUGGAAACAGCGUUGAUGAUGGUGUUGAUGCAUCUGGCCACUCAGUCCAGCCGCCAGUUUGGGGAGAUGAAGUAUAUGUUUUCGGAAGCAAUAAGAAUCUAUCUCUUGGAGUGGGAGAUGAGGACGAUCGUCAAUUUCCGGAGCGCAUCCAACUCAGACGCCCAGAUGAACUCUUGCGAAAGCUCUAUGAAGACCAUCUUUCAAGGCGUGGCCUGGAACCUCCCCAGUCCCCCCUUUUAGUAGAUGAUAUUCCUACACAAAUACGGAACUGCCCUCUGGUAAUCGAAAAUGUUGUCAUGUCCAAGCUUCAUACCGCCAUCUUGACUACAGAUCCGGUGUCGAACUUGUACAUAUGUGGUGUGGGACGAGGUGGGCGGCUUGGUCUUGGGGAUGAAAACACACAGUUUCGAUUUGUUCCCGUGCAAGGUCCUCUCUCCGACAAGAAGAUACAAAAGGUCGCACUUGGAUUAAACCACACCCUUGCGGUUACAGACGAUGGGGAGCUUUGGACAUGGGGCCUGAAUACCGAUUCUCAACUUGGGUACAUCCUGCCUCCACCGACCAAGGCUGACGAGGAACCUAUGUGUGUAACACCCCGACAAGUGUUUGGUUCACUUAAGAAAGAGGUAAUUCUGGGUGUCGCGACGUCGGGUAUUCACUCAGUUGCCCACACUGGAUCUGCCCUAUACUGCUGGGGUCGUAAUGUUGGUCAACUCGCGCUGAUGGACUCGGAUUCUCGAUCCUUGGAUGUCCAACAUACCCCAAGGAAGGUUGGCGCCUCGCUUCUUUCAGCCCCAAUCCGGAUGGUAUCGGCCAUUGACAAGGCAACGACUUGUUUGCUGGCUAAUAACAGCGUCUGGGUUUUCACCAACUAUGGUUAUAACCUUGUCAAGUUUCCCGCAGUUGAUAUGUUCGCAAACUACAACUUAACAGUAUCCCACUCCAGUCAUUACGAACCAGGUCGUAAGGAGAUCCAAUAUAUUGCAUCUGGAGGGGAUACGAUUGCUGCCCUUACAGCAUCGGGCGAUCUCUUUACAAUGCAGGUCAACCAAAAGCUGGAAUCAACGCAGCCAGCUGCAUCUACGACCAAUCCAGUGAAAAUCAAGGGUGCGUUGAGUCAGCCCCAAUGCAUUUGGGAUUCAAGAAAAGACGGCGCCGCUUCUGUAAAUGUGGGCGAACAUGGAUCUGUCAUCAUAUGCACGGCAUCAGGAGCUGUGUGGAAGAGAGUCAAGCGGUCAAAAGGCAAGGCCGCCGUCUUUGUCGACCAGUCGGGCAAACGAAAGGAUUUCAAAUUUGAGCGUGUUCCUUAUAUUACGAACUGCAUAAUGGCCCGGAGCUCGAUAUUUGGAGCCUUCGCUGCGGUGAGGAAGGAUAGCAAGGUCAUGUCCGAUCAAAUCAAAGUACAGGAACCCUCGCUAUGGGAUGACUUGAGCGAUUUACUGAGCAUUUCGGAUUUCAAAGCCCAGAAUCAUGAUUCUAACAAGAUUCAGAAAUCUUGGGAUACUGCGAUCAUGCGGGAACGCGUGGGCAGUGUGACUUAUGAAAUCCUUCGCUCUUUGGACAUAGAAAAUGACAUGCGUCAGUGGCUUCAGGAUCACGCACUGCAGCAUGAGAACAUGGAUAUGGAGAUUUGCACCUCUUCCCUACCUGAUAUCAAGAUUCCGGUUCAUGGCUGGGUACUGGCGGCUCGAAGCCCCGUCCUGCGCUCUACAUUUGCGCAAUUUCGCAACGGCGAGCUGACCUCACACACGGAGAGUUUUGUAUUGGGACAAGGAAACCAACGAACUGUUUUGACACUUUCGGAUGUCGACCUGUACACGAUUCUAAAUCUAGUGCUUUAUGCUUACCUUGACAUAAUCUUACCGGUCUGGAAAUAUACGCGGGACUCACCGGCAAAUGCAUUCAGAUUUCGUCAGGUUAGAACGGAGCUUAUGAAAAUUGCAACUCUCCUCGACAUGGCCAAACUUGAGUCUGCUUCCCGACUUCAAAUUGGGCUUGAGCGUUCCUUGGAUACCGAUCUCCAGGAAGCGAUUAGUGACGACAGCUUUUUUGAAGACGGAGAUGUUGUUCUUGAAUUAGAUGAAGGGGAAGAAGUCAUUGCACAUAGCCAGCUACUGUGUCAACGAUGCCCCUUCUUCGAGGGUAUGUUCUUUGGGCGAUCUGGAGGUCAGUGGCUCGCAAAGCGACGCGACUCUAUGGCACCCGACGCCCGGAUCCAAAUUGAUCUGAGGCAUAUGGAUGCGAACUCAUUCCGUUAUGUAAUGGCCUUCAUGUAUGGUGAUAUCGGACCCGAAAUUUUUGACGAUGUGGCCGCAGCCACUGUCGAUGAGUUUUCAGAGCUUGUUUUUGACGUUAUGAAUAUCGCCAACGAGCUCAUGCUGGACCGCUUGUCCCAGAUUUGUCAAUCGUUGAUUGGCAAGUUUGUUUCAGCUCGGAAUGUCGCUGGUCUUCUCAAUGAAAUCAGCCCUUGUUCUGUCACGGGUUUCAAGGACACGGGGCUGGAGUAUAUUUGUCUACAGCUGGAAAAUAUGCUGGAGAACCAUUUUCUUGACGAUCUUGAUGAUGAUCUGCUUGUGGAGUUGGAUGCGGUCGUUCGUGAUAAUCAACUCGCUCGAUUCCCCAUCGUGCGUAGUGGAAGAGCUGAGCUACUUUUGCACGAGAAAUAUCACGACCUGAUCGCAGAUAUCACCGAGGAGCAUGAAAUUCGAAUUAAGGAAUUCGCGUAUAAGGCUUCUCAGAGGGAUGAAAAGCUGUCAUCGUCUUACAAGCAACAUCGGUUUGGCAGCCUAGAUGAAUUGGCUAGCCAAUCACCAACCACUGAAAGAUCUCGACGCAAGUCUAAAAACGGCCGAAAUGAACCGUUUAGCCCAACACUUCGGCCCAAGGUGUCAAUGGGUGAGAUGAUCUUCGACAUGGACGAGGACAAUUGUUUGACUGUGUCAAACCCGGCAUCCCCUGAUCUUCAAGGUGUUGAUUCGGGGAUGGAGUUGGACGUGGAACCCAUCUCACAACUGCCAAAAUCCUGGCAGAAGCCUAGGGGCAGUCCUUCAUUUGAGCCUGCCACCAACUCGCUGAAGAAUGCCUUCGUCCCGGAUGCAAGACCUCGAGGGCUAGGACAAGGUGGCAGCAACACACCUCCUGUGCCCGGCCCCACUGGAAAAGGUACUGGCAGCCCAUGGGGUGCUACCUCUUUUUCAAAGCCAGGCUUUGAUCUGAAAGACAUCAUGACAGAGACAAAGUCAACAUCUGCCCUCAGCGCAGGGUUGGCUUCACCAGAGUCGAAGGAUUCCAAUAAGCCACAGGCAAAAUUAUCACAGAAGGAGAGAAAGAAGCAGAUGCAGAUGCAAGCAGUUGCGCAGGCUGCCGAACAAGAAAGCAAGGUCAACCAUGUGCCUUGGGAAACUGUCCCUACUGGGGGUCGGCAAGCGGCUUGGAAGAGUGCUGCCCCCCCUCCGAAGGCAUCGCUCAAGGAUGCUAUGCGAUCUGACACUGUAGCCCGAGGAGCUGCGGUAGCUGCGAAUAACAAGCCGCUCCUAGCCUCCGAAGCUGUCUCCAAUCAGUCGAGGGUGCGAACAGCGUCUCCUGACACAAGAUUCCCAGGCCAAGGACGAACAAAUGGUUCGCCGUCAACUCCUGGCACACCGGGCUCCAAAACAAGCCAAAAGCCCGUGGUCCCUCACUCGAAAUCAUACAUCACCCCAGCCUCCAAAUCAGAGUUUAUCUUGGGGACUAGCAUGGCUGAUAUCAUCGGACAACAGAGGCGAGAGCAGGAGCUUGUCAAAGAAGCCGUGGCUAAGCGCUCAUUGCAAGAAAUUCAACAAGAACAGGCAUUCCAGGAGUGGUGGGACCAGGAAAGUCGACGAGCACAAGAAGAAGAGGCCAGGCGUCAAACAAGAGGGGAAAAGCAGGACCCUAAGCCUGGUCAACGUGGACGAAGAGGUCGAGGGGGAGGCAAGGGCCGGUCAAAUGACGCGGCAUCUGCCAAACCACAGGCUGAAGGGGCUUCACACAAUCGGGAUGGUGGGACACCACGGAAAGGCAAAGGCGUUCGGGGAAAGUAG